UUGGGAGGUUCAGCACCGGGACAGGGGGAGAAAAGCCCUUGCCCGGAGCCCUCUUCGCUGCUCGGGGGGCCAUCCCCCCUCCCUUUCCCCCCCUUCCCUGGUGGGGGGCUGCUGAGCAAGGAGCAGGGAGGGAGGGUCGAGGAGCCGGAACGGCCGUGGGCUGCCUGCGAGAGGGAGCCCGACUAGACGGAGCCCCCCCUGCAAAAGCCCCUCUGCCCGAGCCUGGCUGGGGGGGAGGGGGGAGGCAAGGAGGAGAGUGGUGGGCCAGGAGGCCUUUUGGGGGAGAGGAGGGAAGAGCCCCCCCCACCAAACACACACACCGAGAGGGAUCCCCUCUAAGUCUCCCAGCAGGUCCAGUGCUUUUCCUGUCAUCAGCUUUGGAGAACUUCCAAGAUUGUGGUGGUUCUCCGAGAAGAUGGAGGGCAAAGACCUAGCCGGGAAAGCACAAAAGGUGGAGGCAGCCGGGGAAGAGUCCUGAAUUCUCCCGGGGGGCCUCCAUUUGGACCGGCCGUUGAGGGGGGAUUCGGCCACCUGGAGGCCGAAGAACCCCGAGAGGUUUGCAGCCAGCUCCAUUGUCUUUGCCUUCAGUGGCUGCAGCCAGAAAGGAACACCAAAGCUCAGAUGCUGGACCUGGUGGUCCUGGAGCAGUUCCUGGCCGUCCUUCCCCCGGAGAUGGCCAACUGGGUGCGGGAGUGUGGCGCCGAGACCAGCUCCCAGGCGGUGGCCCUGGCGGAAGGCUUCCUCCUGAGCCAGGCGGAGGACAAAGAGGUGCAGGAAGGCUCCAGUGAAGUGGACCCACAUGGACCCAGAGCAAAGGGGGAACCAUCACUUCCUUCUCGGGUGACGUUCUUUAGGGAGAUCUCUCAAGAGGAAGAAGCUCAAGAUAUCUCACCGGGGGACCGUACAACAUCAGUGGACCUUCUGGAAGCCUCUUCUCCUUUUUCUAGUGGAGCAGCGAGAGCAAUUCAGCUGCCAGCUCAGAGUGCUGUGUCUUUCCAGGAGGUAGCAGUGUGUUUCACAAAGGAGGAGUGGGCCCUGCUGGAUUCCAUGCAGAAAUCCCUCCAUGGAGAAGUCAUGAUGGAAAAUUCCAGAAAUGUGACUUCUCUGGUAGGAGAUGAGCAGGAAACUGUGAAUGAUCAGGAACUAAAUAGAGUGAUGUCAGAAACAUUUGAAGAAGAAGUGGGACAGGAGACUUCUGAAAGUCACUGGAGCUCAAAGAUACAUGACGAAUACCACCUUCAGUAUAUGGGAGAUAAUGCAUCCCUUUCCCAAGGUGUGGAAGUCCUUGAGUCCUCAAUCCAGCAGGAACACGCGGAAAACAGAACUAACUCUUGGCUACUGCAUAGCACUAUAUUAAAAAAUAACUUGGACUUAGAUAAUCAGUGUGCAACCGAAACGGAAUAUAACUAUGAUGAAGGCAGAAAUCCUGAAUUGUCUUGCGGGCAGACCUUCCCUCCUCCUUCAUGUCCAGAAAUCCACACUGGGGAGAAUUCCUAUAAAUGCACAGAGUCCGGAGAGGAGCUCAGUGAUCCCGGUAACCUUGCUUCCCCAAAAACAACGCGUACGGGCAAAAGAGCGCAUAAAUAUUUAGAGCAUGGAAAAAAGAGCCUCAAGCAGAGUGGUCUGCUUACUGUCCAGACGAAGCUUCACAAUGAGAAACCAUAUCAAUGCAAGGAGUGUGGAAAGAGCUUCAGGAGCAGCAGCCACCUAACUUCCCAUCAUAGGAUCCACACCGGAGAAAAACCUUAUAAAUGUAUAGAGUGUGGGAAGAGCUUUAGGCAACGUAGUCAUCUUAUUUCUCACAGAAGGAUCCACUCAGGUGAAAAACCAUACACGUGCAUCGAGUGUGGAGAGAGCUUCAGGUUAAGCAGUCAGCUGACGUAUCAUAUGUGGAACCACACGGGGGAGAAGCCGUAUAGUUGUGCGGAAUGCGGAAAAAGUUUCAGCAAUGUCAGUUCCCUCACUUGCCAUAAAACCAUCCAUACGGGAGAGAAACGAUACAAAUGCACGGAGUGUGGAAAACGGUUCAGGAACAGCAGUCAUCUUACUUCCCAUAAAAGGAUCCAUACAGGGGAGAAACCAUAUAAAUGCACAGAGUGUGGGAAGUGCUUCAGAGACAGCUCUGCCCUGGUGUCUCAUAGAACAAUCCACACAGGAGAGAAACCGUACAAAUGUAUGGAGUGCGGAAAGAGCUUCAGCCAAGGAUACUCUCUUACGACCCAUCAGAUGAUCCAUUCAGGGGAGAGGCCCUAUAAAUGUAUGCAGUGUGGAAAGAGCUUCAAAUGGAAUAGUCACCUUACUGCACAUCAAAGGAUCCACACGGGAGAAAAACCAUACAAAUGUGUGCAGUGCGGAAAGAGCUUCAAAAACAGGAGUAAUCUCACUAGCCAUAAAAGGAUCCACACGGGAGAAAAACCGUAUAAAUGCAUGGAAUGUGGCAAGUGUUUCAGAGGCAGCUCUGCCCUUAUUUGCCAUAAAACAAUCCACACGGGAGAAAAACCAUAUAAAUGUAUUGAAUGCGGAAAGAGUUUCAGCAGAGGCAGCUCCCUUACUUUCCACAAAAGGAUUCACACAGGGGAGAAACCCUAUCAGUGUCUGGAGUGUGGAAAGAGCUUCAACCAGAGUAAUUCCCUUAUUUUCCAUAGUAGUGUCCACACGGGGGAGAAACCGUUUAAAUGUACAGAAUGUGGAAAAAGCUUCAGCAAAGAAGGUUGCUUUGUUUCCCACAAAAGGAUCCACACAGGGGAGAAACCUUAUCAAUGUCUGGAGUGUGGAAAGACGUUCAGAUUGAACAGUCAGCUUACAUCUCAUCAAAGGAUCCACACGGGAGAGAAACCAUAUCACUGUAUGGAGUGUGGAAAGACGUUCAGAUUAAGCAGUGAUCUUACUUCCCAUAAAAGGAUCCACACAGGAGAGAAACCGUAUGAAUGCAUGGGAUGCGGAAAAAGCUUCAAGCGCAGCAGUGACCUUACUUCCCAUAAAAGGAUCCAUACUGGAGAAAGACCAUAUGAGUGUCUGGAGUGUGGAAAGACCUUCACAAUGCGAUCAUCCCUAACGUCUCAUAAAAGGAUCCACACAGGGGAGAAACCGUAUCAGUGCACAGAGUGUGGAAAGAGCUUCCGUGAAAAUGGAUCUCUCACUAUUCAUAAGAGGAUCCACACAGGAGAGAAACCGUAUCAAUGUAUGGAGUGUGGAAUGAGCUUCAGGUUGCGCAGUCAGCUUGCAUCUCAUAAGAGUAUGCAUAGGAGUUUAUCCAUAGAGCCUGCACUGUAGGAGAAGGAAAUGGCAUUGAUUAGAACAGGCAAAACCAUCCCCUUCCCAGGGGCAAUAUUAACCCUCUCUACUCAGCCACAGAAGGCCCAGGAGUGCAGAGAUACUGAGAGGUGAGCAAAGGCUUUGGGUAGCAAGGCCCUUACAUGACAAGCCAUAAAAAAUAUCUUUAGAAACUUACUAUGUUCGUAUAACACACUGUUCACUCAAAUACAUCAUUAUUUUUGUAACUCUGUUCCACUGUCUCACGGAUUCCACAUCUGACUUCACUAACCAAGGCACCCAUCACAUACAUGCUUAAUACAAUUAUUUUCGACAAUCGUAUGUAUAUUCUCGUUUGUGUAAGUGUAUAAGGAGAGAUCUCCUCCCUUUUUAGAUUUUUGCUUCUGUCUCUAGUACUAUAAUAAAUAUAUUCUUUGGUGGACA
Crotalus tigris (Tiger rattlesnake) is the source of this 3696-nucleotide messenger RNA. Its product is annotated as zinc finger protein 420-like. Lineage: Eukaryota; Metazoa; Chordata; Lepidosauria; Squamata; Viperidae. The transcript has 5 exons. Gene Ontology annotation, molecular function: DNA-binding transcription repressor activity, RNA polymerase II-specific; RNA polymerase II cis-regulatory region sequence-specific DNA binding. The record is from RefSeq and is a predicted model, not a curated record. The coding region runs from base 622 to 3273 and encodes 883 amino acids. Gene Ontology annotation, biological process: negative regulation of transcription by RNA polymerase II.